AGGGGCUGAAGCGCCGCGCGCGCUCCCCACCCGCCCCUGCGCGCGCACGGGUGCGCGCGUCCGUGUCGCUCCGUGACCCAUUUCACCGAACAAAGGAUUUCGGUGGAAUCUCAGCCCUGGACCUAAAAUGGCGCCGAGGCGCUCGCCCGCCCCCGCCCCAACCCCCUCCCCUCCCCUCCAGCCGGCACCAUCGAGAUGGGGCGGGCCGGGGCGGAUAGAGCGGCCACUCCUCCUUGCCUUCUCUGCGCUGCAGUAGUCCCGCCUCGCUGGUGUAGCGGCGGGGCCGCUGUCGCGUCAUGGCGGACGAGGGCGACAAUGAGUCGAGGAAGUCCUUUAAGCUCCUAGGAUUUCUUGAUGUUAAAAGUGUCCCAUGUGCACGAGAAUCAGUGCUCUAUGGCUCCGUGGGAUCUUUAGUUGUGGGCCUUGGACAUUUUUUAGCAACUAGUAGAGUUAGAAGAUCUUGUGACUUUGCAGUUGGGGGCUUUAUUUGCACAAUGUUAGGAUACUGGUUUUACUGCAGGUACAAUUUAGCCCAACAGAGGAUCCGACAAAGAAUGAUUAGAGAAGGAAUGAAAAACAAACUUUUAUUUGAAGGCAGUUCUCUUGACCCAGAAAGAAAACAAACUGGCAAUGAAUGAAGCAAUUUAUAGCCCACUGCAGAGGAAUCUGGUCUAAUUUAGCUGUGGGAGAAGGUGGUCCAAAAGUGGCAGUCUUCCCUGUAAAUGUGUGAGGUGCCUAAAACUGAUAAAUCAUGCUGGUUUUCAUAGCACAUCUGAGCAAGAAAUUCAUAGUGAAUCUGUUUAAUUAAGUCACUAUACAAGCCUGUGUUUGUUUCAUCUAUGUAUGUAUGUGACUGUGUACACAGUUAGGAAUGCCCUGUUAAACAUCUGGGAACUGAAACUCAGUGGAUUAAUGACAAAUUGGGACUGCUUUAACUUCCAUUAUAAACAGAAUGGUUUGUUUCAGCAAAGUUUUAAUUACAUCUCAUUUAAAUACAGGAAAAUAUUUUCAUCUGCUGUGCUCUCAGUAAAUGUAUCCUUUAUUACUACUGUUAAUUGUGUUUGUAAAACAGGUAUAUGUAAACAGUGGGUGAAGGCUUUGCUUGUGCAAGGUGAAUGGUGUCAAUUGCCUUUGUAAGAUUCCAGUCACAGAAUAAUUUCAGGUAAUUUUUGUUGUGUCUGUGCGAAACAACAAUAAAAUCACACUUCAGAUGCAGUCUAAGCUAUGUAAGCAACUAA
Molecule: messenger RNA, 1238 nt
Organism: Calypte anna (Anna's hummingbird)
Lineage: Eukaryota; Metazoa; Chordata; Aves; Apodiformes; Trochilidae
Product: cytochrome c oxidase assembly protein COX20, mitochondrial
Exons: 4
Coding region: 297-638 (113 amino acids)
Biological process (GO): mitochondrial respiratory chain complex IV assembly
Cellular component (GO): mitochondrion; mitochondrial inner membrane
Source: RefSeq, a predicted model, not a curated record